AUGGCCAGCUCUACUCGGCGUCCUCAACGGCAACCGAAACGGAAAGGAAAAUCAAAGCAGAAAUCGAACGAGGGUGAUUAUGGGCAAGGGAAUAGUGAGGAAGACCCAUUGGAAGAACUUACCCGUCCUCAGCUCUUGGAAAUCAAUCGGGUCUUCGAUGCAAUCGUCUCAGGCAAUUCACUCAGACAAAAGCCGACUAAUCAACCCCUGCAAGAUAAAACAGACAUCACUACUCAAGAAGAAAUCCAAAACCCGCAGCAGACCUCACCGGAUGACCAAGGUGGCGGUUUUAUCGUCGAGGAUGAAGAAAGAUUUGAAGGGGGUGGCUUCCUCAUUGAAGAUGAAUCAAGGCAGGGGGGAUUCGAAGCUGGUGGAUUUCUCAACGAAGAUGCUGGGUCGGAUGUUGAAGCUGGUGGAUUCCUUCCCGAAGAAACCGAGGCUGAGGUGGAAGCUGGUGGGUUCAUGACCGAGGAAACUGCGUUGGAUGUGGAACUUGACCAAUCGAUCGACCACAGCAAACCAAGACCAACUGAAGAUCGAGAUCGAUCCACCUCAUCACAGAAAGUUUCGAAUUAUAUUGAUAUUCGAAGAAUUCCAGACGCGCUAAAAAUGUUAAACUUACCUCACCGGAAUAGUGAAAUAUUAGAAAUCUUCGAGAAUGCGGCUUCCUCGGAUGAAGGCGAGCAAUCUGAUCAACAAGCUCGAUCGUAUGGACGGAAAGAAAAGCUAAUAAGUCGGAUGAAAUUCUCAAAAGUCUGUGCCGUCUUGAUGAUGACCAAUGGGAACAACGAUACCUUGGGGACAGAUGAGAUCGAUAGGACUGAUCAAGACGAUCGAAGAAAGGAGCGGGUUGAGGAAGAUGAGGAUUACUAUAUCGACCAGGGUUCUUCAGACCAAGCCUCUUCAGCCUCAGACUAUCAACCCGAUCCUCCUCAAGAUGGCCCUUCUGUCCGUAAUCGUAUCAGAAGAAGUGGCAACCAAACCCCUCGAUCAAGAACCUCCGCCGCCUCUGAAUGUGAUCCGUCGGAUGUAAUAUCGGCCAAGGCUCGCCGUAAACCUCACCAGGCAAAGCGUAAAAAACGGAAGGCGUCUUCUGAGGUAGAAGCUGACGAAGAUGAGGAUGAAGUUUCGAUGCAGAACUCUGCACUCGAAACUUUUGCCUUAUUUCUUGAGCCAACAACCAUGAAUUCUGAUGUCAGACUUGGCGAAACGAUGCCAGACGAAGAGAUCUUAGAGAUGCUCAACUACGCUUCAUAUACCAACAAUUCUCGGGUUACAUUCGACGCAUUUGAAAAAUUGAUGAAAGAGAUCAGGACGUCAUGA
This is a messenger RNA of Puccinia graminis f. sp. tritici CRL 75-36-700-3, 1323 nucleotides long. RefSeq lists its product as uncharacterized. The record is from RefSeq and is a predicted model, not a curated record. Bases 1 to 1323 code for a protein of 440 amino acids. Lineage: Eukaryota; Fungi; Basidiomycota; Pucciniomycetes; Pucciniales; Pucciniaceae. The transcript is spliced from 3 exons.